Solanum verrucosum is the source of this 2427-nucleotide messenger RNA. Its product is annotated as phosphate transporter PHO1 homolog 10-like. Gene Ontology annotation, molecular function: inositol hexakisphosphate binding. Gene Ontology annotation, biological process: cellular response to phosphate starvation; phosphate ion transport. The record is from RefSeq and is a predicted model, not a curated record. NCBI's taxonomy places the organism in Eukaryota, Viridiplantae, Streptophyta, Magnoliopsida, Solanales, Solanaceae. Gene Ontology annotation, cellular component: cytoplasm; Golgi apparatus; plasma membrane.
AUGAAAUUUGGGAAAGAAUUUAAGGAUGAAAUGGUGCAUGAGUGGAGUGAGGCUUAUAUGGACUAUGGUGGGCUUAAACACCUUCUGAAAGAUAUAAACCACUUCAAUACUCAUAGAAAAGUAGAUAUUGAGAAUCAAGAAAGUGGAAUUGGGAAAAUCCAACAUAAAAAUUCGAUGAAGUUAUCGAAUGGAAAGUUGUUUAUACCAUCUGAAAUGGGACAAAAUGAGAAGUCAUUUUUCGAAAAAUUGGAUAAUGAACUUGAGAAAGUUAAUAGAUUUUACAAGGACAUAGUGGAAGAGGCAAAGGGAGAAGCAGAUGAAUUAGCCAAACAAAUGGAGGCUUUGAUUGCUCUCCGAAAAAAAGUAAAAGAAAAAGAUACCAAGGGAGACAAAGCAGCAUCCUCAAAGGUUACUUCUCCAAGCAAGGCGUCGAGUGAAGCUGAGCAAGACCAACUAGACUUCAAAGAAGAAGUGGACAAGUUUGGUGAGAACAUCAUAAAACCAGCUUCUUCUCCAAGCGAAAAUAGAGAUCCUUCGUUAGGUGAACAUGGACGCACUCCCUCAGACGUUCUUGAAUGUGUCAAAAUUCAAAAUACAUCCGACAAUCCAAAAUCAUCGGUAGAAAGACUAUUACUUGGUACCACAGAGAAAGAAUGUAGAUUCAGUCAAGAAGAGCUAAAGGAAAUUGAAGAAAAGUUGAAAAAGGCCUUUGUUGAGUUCUACCAGAAACUUCGCCACCUAAAUCAGUACAGUUUUAUGAACCUCUCAGCAUUUUCUGUGAUCCUGGAAAAAUAUGAAAAGAUUACUUCAAGGAAAGUGAUGAGAUCGUACAUGAAAAUCGUGGAUAACACCUAUAUUGGAAGUUCUGAUGAGGUUACUAGUCUUCUGAACAAGGUAGAAGCAACAAUUGUCAAGCACUUCAAUUCUGAACGGGGGGACGACAUCAAAUUAGUAAGGCAGGAAAGGAAAAGAGAGAAACACAGCAUUUGGUUUCUUUCAGGAUUCUUCUGUGGAUUCUCAGUUGCUCUAAUUAUGGCUAUUGUGUUAAUCAUACAAACAAGAAAGUUAUUGGACAAGGAGGAGGCUACAGUGUAUUUGGAUAGCAUCUUCCCUCUUUACAGUUUCUACGGUUACAUCAUCUUACAUAUGCUUAUUGGUGCUGCAAAUAUAUACUUGUGGCGAUGCUAUAGAAUCAACUACUCGUUUAUACUUGGAUUCAAGCCAGGAACCGAGUUAGAUCACAAGGAAGUUUUUCUUUUAGCCUCUGGUCUUGCAGUUCUUGUACUCACUGCUUGCCUGGUACAGCUGCAUAUCAGGAUGGACUCGAGGAUCCAAGAGCAUGAGACAUUUGUUGAACUGGUUCCUUUGGGCUUACUCAUUGGUUUAGUUCUCAUAUGUCUGUGUCCUUUUAACAUCAUCUAUCGUUCAAGCCGUUUCUUCCUUAUUCAGAGUCUAUUUCGUAGCAUUUGUGCUCCUUUAUACAAGGUGGUUGAUUCUACUAUGCUAGAAUUCUAUACACGUAGAGUAUACGACUUUUGGUUGAAUUUACUAGUUGAUAGUUUUCUUCUGCAGGUCAAUAUGAUAGAUUUUUUCCUAUCAGACCAGCUAACCAGCCAGACACAAGCGAUAAGAAGUUUCGUAUACUACAUUUGUUAUUAUAGUUGGGGAAAAUCCUCUACAGGACGAAAAAUGUGCCACGUUAGUGAUGUGUAUAUCGUUUUCUAUUACAUUUCAGCUGCGAUUCCUUAUUGGAUUCGCUUCUUCCAGGUACUUAACAUUCAUCAUGAUCUCUAUAUUUGCAUAUCUGCGUUUACUUGGUUGACGGUUGACCAAAUUAAUGUGCAGUGUAUGCGACGAUUAAUAGAAGAGAAAGAGAUGAAGCAUGGAUUCAACGGUUUCACCUAUUUCUCGAUGCUACUGUCAGUUGUCUUUCAGUCUACAUUCAGACUCCGGAAAAAAACGACUUGGAAAGUGUGGGCUUUGGUUAGCUCAGGCGUUGCAGCUCUGGCAAACAUAUCUUGGGAUAUCAGGAUGGACUGGGGUCUUCUUCAAAUGAAGUCAAGAAACUUUCUUCUGAGAGAUAAGCUCUUACUACACCAUAAAACUGCAUAUUAUAUAGCUAUGAUUCUUGAGGUUCUCCUGAGAUUUGUAUGGCUGCAAGUAGUAUUGAGUUUUGACAUGCGCCCACUACGUGGUAAAGUCAUAACAAGCACAUUUGCAAGCUUAGAAAUUCUUCGUCGAGGCAUUUGGAACUUCUUUAGAUUGGAGAAUGAACACUUGAACAACGUUGGGGAGUACCGAGCAUUCAAGUCACUCCCACUGCCCUUCAUUACAGACGACGACAAGGUUGGCAAAAAUGAGUAGGAUGACUCGAGUCUGCUUAAUACCUGUUCUGUUUCAUCAAAAGAUGAAUGUGUAAUAGCUUAG